This is a messenger RNA of Plectropomus leopardus (leopard coralgrouper), 1232 nucleotides long. NCBI's taxonomy places the organism in Eukaryota, Metazoa, Chordata, Actinopteri, Perciformes, Serranidae. The record is from RefSeq and is a predicted model, not a curated record.
AGAGAAUACAUAAACUUAGUUAUAUGCAGUACAUGUUAGUUGUCAUGUCGAGAUAUAUCUAGGCUUUCAUUCCGUUAAGUGUGUGUGUGUUUUUUUUAAGUAUUUCUUUGUUUUGUCUGUUCUGGAGUAUUUUGUGUUCUUCUUGAAAGCAGCAGCACAGAAAUGAAGGAAGUCAGAAGGUCCUGGGGGGGAGGUGUAUCUAACAGAGGAGGAACGCUCAUUUCAACUAUUUAAUUACAACAUUCCUCUGAGCCAAAUCACAAGUGGAUGUAAACACGGACAUCAGUCACUGUGCUGACUCCGUGAGGAGCUGACGGGCUGAUGGAGGAAGUGGCAACACUGGAUAUUGAUACACUCCUCUAAAGAGCUGGAGACAUGGCUGAGAGUAACACUGUCCCCUGGUGUGUGUGGACGACUGUCAUCCUGCUGUGGACGUGGGAAGCCGGCUGUGACACACAGCAUCAAGCAGAAGAAGUGGAACUUUUCCACUCUGAUAAACAGAGCAGACUGGAAUGGACCUCUGAUCCCCCGAGACAAUGGACCGAGGUUCGUCUCAGAGUGGGCACGCAGAGUCGAGUGCCGGUGCUCCAGGCCUGUGGAAAAAGCAUACGGAGAACAGUGAUGAGUCAGUGGAUGGAGCGGAAAGACGCCCACCAUCUGCUGAUGGAUCUGUCUUUCACCCAAGAAGAGGAGCCGUCUAGUCAGCUCGGCCCUCUGCAGGUUCACCUUUUUGACUCAAACACACCUCUCCCAAGAUUUCAGUAUGGCUGGAAAGUCUUGGACCUUCAGACCUCCAGUCCGUUCCCCGUCACUGUCACUCCAAACCAGAUCUCCAGCCACAUGAACCGCAGCGUGGCCCUGAGCCUGGGCCCCGUCAGCCUCCGAGGCUUCCAGCUGGCCUUCUCCUACUCAGGAGCGUGUGUGCUCCUCGCAUCCAUCAGACUCUACUACAGGAGGUGCCCCGACAUCGUGGCUCACCUGGCCUUGUUUAAUGGGACAGGGGCCCUGUCGGGUCCCCUGAUGGGCUCCUGCGUGAAGGGAGCUGUGGAGGUUUCUCCCCCUGUUAGAGAGUGCACUGUGGAUGGAGUGUGGGGUCCUCUGCAGGGGGAUGCACUUGUGAACCCGGGCGACAAGUCUUAGAUGACACCUGUCAAGCAUGCAGGAUGGGCCACUACAGAGCAGCCAGUGAGAGCGGAGGAUGCCGACUGUGUCCACAGAACAGCGGACGCAGG